AUGACGGUGUUCAUUGCGUCGCUCUUUCUGCCUUACACGGCCAACUUCCACGUCGACAACUCGCGCAGUCGAACCCCACAACUCGUCCCUCGGCCUGCGAAUCCGGUGGCUGAUUCGGUCCCUCCACUUUCGAACACCACGGCCAGUCUGUUCGAAAGAAAAGAUCCCAAACCUGAACAGGGUCUCACCCCAGGUGCAACGACAGACCAUGAGCGCAUUUUCACCUCGAGCGUGAGCAAGCCUAAGAAGGAGCCAUCGGCAUACCCGUUUCCAACAUUGGCGCCAUUGGAAAAUCGAUUCCUCACCGAGAGCGAAGCCGUGUCUCCGGCAUGGGGCGCAACCACUUCGCUGAAUCAACCGAAGCCGCAAACCCUAUUAUCUCCAUCUCCGUCCAUUCUUAAACAUGAGGACCCCAUUACACCCCCCAAGGAGCAGGUGUCACUAGCAGUUCCCGAGCCAGAGCCUGUUAGAAGCCACCAUCUUGGAGUCGAAAAAUCCGUCCCCCCAAAUCGCAAAAUUUCGUUCUCGCGGGCCGAAUGGACAUUAGAAAUGGCAGAGCAGGGCAACGGGGGCUUGCGGAACGCGGUUCGAUCUGCCAGCGAUUCCGGAUACUUGGAGGAUAUGAUGUGGGUUGGCACUUUAGGGAUGCCAACCGAUGCACUGAACACGCAGACACGGGAUGAAAUUGCAAGGACAUUGGAGGAUAGUUUCAACUCAUUGACAGUGUUUGUCACCGACGGCGACUUUGAUGGCCACUAUACCCACUUUUGUAAGACCAUCCUGUGGCCGGUCUUCCACUACCAGAUCCCGGAUAAUCCGAAGAGCAAAGCCUAUGAAGAUCACUCGUGGAUCUAUUACGUGAAACUCAACCAGGCAUUUGCUGAGAGUAUCGCCAAGAACUGGAGGCGAGGGGACUCAAUCUGGGUCCAAGAUUACCAUUUGCUUCUGGUCCCUGCGAUGCUUCGAAAAAUGCUACCGGACGCCCAGAUCGGCUUCUUUCUACACAUCGCUUUCCCUUCCUCGGAGGUAUUCAAAUGCUUGGCGCCGCGCAAAGAACUUCUGGAGGGUAUCCUUGGGGCCAAUCUGAUAGGAUUCCAGACCGCGGAAUACUGUCGGCACUUUUUGCAAACAUGCAGUCGCAUUCUUUGUGUCGAGGCUACCACUGAGGGCAUUCAGAUGGAAGACCGAUUCAUUAAUGUAGGCACGUUCCCAAUUGGCAUUGACCCGUUGUCUUGGGACAAGCGCCGUCAUGCCGGAGAUGUAGAACAAUGGGUCGACACAAUCUCCGAGCGAUAUCAGGGGAAACGGCUCAUCGUCUCCCGCGACAAGAUUGAUUCUGUCCGUGGAAUUCGCCAGAAACUUCUUAGCUAUGAGCUGUUUCUCAACACAUACCCGGAGUGGGCAAACGAGGUGGUAUUGAUUCAAGUUGCGACCAGCACUACUGAGCAACCCGAGCUGGAAGCAACCAUCUCUGACAUCGCCAUGCGCAUCAACUCUACUCAUUCAACAUUGGCUCACCAGCCACUAGUGUUCCUGAAACAGGACCUAGCUUUCCCCCAGUAUCUGGCUCUCAUUACAGUGGCUGACGCUCUCAUGAUUACCAGCCUGCGUGAAGGUAUGAAUCUGACCAGCCACGAGUUUGUCUACUGUCAAGAUGGCAGCUACGGAGAUAAGAAGUACGGAUCUUUGAUCCUGAGUGAAUUCACUGGCAGUGCGUCUGUCUUUGGCAACCAUGCGCUCCUAGUAAACCCCUGGGAUUAUAGACAGUGUGCCGAAGCAAUUCACACUGCCCUGACUCGGGAUGAGAACAAGAAAAAACAGGUUUGGGAAGAGAUGCACCGGGCGGUGCUACAAAACUCGACUGCAAAUUGGGUGAAGUCAUUCAACGAGACUUUGAAACGAGUUUGGAAUGAGCAGUCUUCGAGGGAGAUCAUGGCCGUCCCGCGAUUGUCGGUUUCUCGUCUGGUGGAGCAAUACCAGCAGGCAAAGCGCCGGCUUAUGAUUGUCGACUAUGAGGGUACCCUGGCAUCUUGGGGAUCUCCAAGCAACAUCAUUCUCACCACGCCUCAGCGCGCCAUCACCACCCUGACCGAACUGACGGAUGAUCCAGAGAAUGUGGUUUAUGUUAUGAGUUCGCGCAUGCCCGACGAGAUGGAACAGCUAUUUCGCCAAGUGAACAACCUAGGUCUCAUUGCUGAGAAUGGGUGCUUUGUCCGUGAACCCCAUUCCGAUGAAUGGACCCAUCUUGCGGACAGGGCGCACAUUCAGAAUUGGAAACAAUCAGUUUCCCAAAUUCUAGCUUACUUUAAGGAUCGCAGUGAAGGGAGCUGGAUUGAAGAACGCCACUGUUCUCUUGUUUUUCACUACGGAUCGGCGGAUGACCGCAACGGCGCAGGUCGGCUUGCCGCUGAAUGUGCUGAUCACAUCAAUGAUGCUUGCAAGACCCACGGUGUGCAUGCCGUCCCCGUUGAAGGCGCGCUUGUUGUAGAACCUGCCGAUACGAAUAAGGCGUCGGCCGCUGCGUUAGUUUGGCGAUGGUGUCUAGAAGAAUCUGAGGCCAAAAGCCAGGUAGCGAAGCCAGAUUUUCUGCUGGUUGUUGGCGAUAAUCGCGAAGAUGAGCCUGUUUUCCGGUGGGCAAACAAGCUGCAGAAAGCCAAGGCUGUUGAAUACGCGAUGACUGUCACUUUGGGGUCGCGCAGCACUGAGGCCAAUGCGACAAUAACGCAAGGAGUGACUGGUGUUCUCUCAUGCUUGCAGCAGCUCGUAGCUCGACCAGAGACCAACUCAAUCCCAGUUCGGUAA
Messenger RNA from Penicillium macrosclerotiorum, 2802 nucleotides. RefSeq names its product putative alpha,alpha-trehalose phosphate synthase subunit TPS3. Gene Ontology annotation, biological process: trehalose biosynthetic process. The record is from RefSeq and is a predicted model, not a curated record. Gene Ontology annotation, cellular component: cytosol; alpha,alpha-trehalose-phosphate synthase complex (UDP-forming). NCBI's taxonomy places the organism in Eukaryota, Fungi, Ascomycota, Eurotiomycetes, Eurotiales, Aspergillaceae. Gene Ontology annotation, molecular function: catalytic activity. The transcript has 3 exons. The coding region runs from base 1 to 2802 and encodes 933 amino acids.